Daktulosphaira vitifoliae (grape phylloxera) is the source of this 9481-nucleotide messenger RNA. It is a transcript of the gene fry, whose product is annotated as protein furry. The transcript is spliced from 46 exons. Gene Ontology annotation, biological process: cell morphogenesis; neuron projection development. Gene Ontology annotation, cellular component: cell cortex; site of polarized growth. The record is from RefSeq and is a predicted model, not a curated record. The coding region runs from base 188 to 9307 and encodes 3039 amino acids. Lineage: Eukaryota; Metazoa; Arthropoda; Insecta; Hemiptera; Phylloxeridae.
UUUAAUGAAAACAUUAAACUCAUUAAUGUUUGUAUGUUUAUUGAUCUUGAUGAAAUCUGUUUUAUUAAAAUAGUUUUAAUAUAUUAAUUAUUAUAAUUUUAACAUAUAUUAUGGUAUUUUAUGAUUGGAAUUUUCAAAAUAAGGAGAUAUUUUGCAAAAACUAGUAAAACAAAAGUAGCUAUUAAUUAUGGAUGAACUGGAUACAGAGUCUUCUGUAGAAAAUAACUUAAGGGAAAAUGUUGGUGGUUUAAUCUAUGUAUCUGAUAGUUCUGAAAAUCAAAGUGAAACUGGUUCAAAAUCAAUUCCACUUCAGUUGGAAAACUCUCAAGUAUCAUCUACAAUUUUAAAUUCAGUAACUAAGUCAACAAUUAACUAUUUGACUGAGAGUCAACAACAGAGUGUAAUUACUAUUUUACCAUGGGGCGCGCAUAAGGAACGUUCUCCAUUUCCUAAUAUAGAUACUGAUAUUAAACCAGGAGAGUAUGUAAUGCGUACUCUUUUUGCUGAUUUUACUGUUCAGGCUGAAAGAAAAAUGGAAGAGGUUAUGAAUGAUCAAGAUAAACCAUUAAUGAAAAUAUUACAACGAGGGGAAGAUGUACAAUUUGAUCAGUUAUUGAUUGCAUUUGGAUCUGUAGCUGAACAUUGUUUACCUUCUAUACUUAAGGCUCUUUUUGCUUGGUAUGAUAGGCAAAUAGCUGUUUUAGACAUUAAUGCCACUGAUUCAAAAAAAAUCGAACUUAAAGGAAAAAAUGAUAUAAUUGAUAAUAAAGAUGUUGAAGUGAUAUGUGAGAGAAGAGAUUUAGCAGUAGAAUUCAUAUAUUGUUUAGCGUUGAUAGAAGUGUUGAAGCAAUUACCAUUUCAUCCAGGGCAUGAAGAUUUAGUAAUCUACAUUGAAAACUUAUGUUUUAAGCAUUUUAAAUUUCGUGAAGGUGCUCAAAAUUGCCCUAAUGCUCAAAAUAUUCAUAUGGUUGCUGAUUUAUAUGCUGAGGUUUUGGGAGUAUUAGCUCAAUCUAGAUUUCUUUCAGUAAGAAAACGGUUCAUAGCUGAGCUAAAAGAAUUGAGAGCUAAAGAACCAUCCCCACAUGUGACUCAAGCUAUAAUAUCAUUAUUAAUGGGGAUGAAGUUCUUUAGAAUUAAGAUGGUCCCGAUUGAAGAUUUUGAAGCAUCAUUUCAAUUUAUGCAAGAAUGUGCACAGUAUUUUCUUGAAGUAAAAGAUAAAGAUGUGAAACAUUCAAUGGCUGGUUUAUUUGUUGAAAUUCUUUUACCAAUGGCUGGGAUAGUAAAAAACGAAGUAAAUGUUCCAUGCUUAAAAAAUUUUGUUGAAUCCCUUUAUUCAACAACUUUAGAUAUGUGUACUAAAUCAAAACAUAAAUUGGCAUUGUUUCCAUUGGUUACUUGUCUUCUUUGUGUUAGCCAAAAAACAUUUUUUCUUCAAAAUUGGCACUACUUUUUAGCUAUGUGUUUGUCAAAUUUGAAAAAUAGAGAUCCAAACAUGUCAAGAGUUGCCUUAGAGGCUCUUUAUCGAUUACUUUGGGUGUAUAUGGUAAGAAUAAAAUGUGAAAGUAAUUCUGCAACGCAAUCUCGAUUACAAAGCAUUGUCAAUUCUUUGUUUCCCAAAGGAUCUAAAGCUGUGGUACCUCGUGAUACUCCUCUCAAUAUUUUUGUAAAAAUCAUCCAAUUUAUUGCUCAGGAGAGAUUAGAUUUUGCUAUGCGUGAAAUUAUUUAUGAUUUGUUAAGUGUUGGACGUCCAAUUAAAUUAAUUCUUACACCUGAACGAAUGAGUAUAGGACUACGAGCUUUUCUUGUUGUAGCUGAUAGUCUUGAACAAAAAGAAGGUGAACCACCAAUGCCAGGUACAUCAGGAGUUCUACCUUCGGGAAAUACAUUACGUGUAAAAAAAACUUUCUUGAAUAAGAUGUUAACAGAAGACACUGCAAGAAACAUUGGUAUUCACACAUAUUUUCCUAAUGUUCGACGAGUUUUUGUAGAAAUAUUACGAGCACUUGAUGCACAUUAUGGUAAACCACUAAUGAUGACAUGUACUCAAAAUAUGAACAAAGAGCCUGAUGAAAUGAUUACUGGGGAAAGAAAACCUCGUAUUGAUCUUUUUCGAACUUGCGUUGCAGCAGUUCCUCGUUUAAUUCCUGAAACUAUGACUGGUGCAGAACUUGUAGAUAUGUUAUCCCGUUUGACAGUACACAUGGAUGAAGAGUUACGUGCAUUAGCUUAUCAAAGUUUACAAACAUUAAUUAUUGACUAUCCUGAAUGGCGCCAUGAUGUGAUAAUUAGUUUUACUCAAUUCUUGGCUCGUGAUGUUCAAGAUACAUUUCCAAAGUUGAUUGAUAAUGGAUUACGCAUGUUGUUACAAUUAUUUACUAGCUGGAAAAAUAGUUUAACUAUAGGAUUAAUUAAAAAUCAGGCUGAAAAAAACAAAAACUUAACUGAUAAUCACCAAAAAUGUAACCGAGUUGAUUUAUCUCAAACUGAAGCUUUUGCUUUAGUAAUGUUGUGUAACUGUCGUCCUUGUCCUCGUCGUUUAUCAGCUCAUAUAUUACGUGAAAUGAAAUGUCUUAUCAAAAUAUUGGAUAAGGAAAAAGUGCCAGUAAUUGAUGUGAUUGAUAAAGCUAUACCUGAACUAUUAGAGCGAUGUUUACCCAUGCUACCUUCAUUAGAAAAAUCAGCAGUUUUAACUGCUUUAGCUGCCAAUUCUCUUGAUCUUCAAUGGGUUGUUGAACGAAAUCAUCCAAUUUGGACAGCUGGUAUUCAAGAUGACUUUAAUUCUCCAAAAACUGCUUCAUCUUUAAGUUUACUAGGCGGAUCUGGUAAUAGUGAUCCUUGGGGAACUAUACUUUUUGGGAUUUUAUCACAAAAUGUACUUAUAAAACAAUGUUUGCCUGUUAGUGCUCAAGCUUGGCCUUUAGUGUUUUCUCGUGUUCAAAAUCUUUUUACUGUCAUUGAUCCAACACCUGUAAAUGAUAACAGAGCUUCUUUAUUGAGAAGUUCAGCUCCGCCUAGAAAACCACUUACUGAGCGUGAUCAAUAUCUAACUUUGUGGAGGUAUUAUGUUAUGUUUGCAAUGUGUGUUGUACCACUUGCUCCAAGUCCCAUUGUACGCUGUGCUUCUCCUGAUUUAAGUUUAAGUUCAUCACCUGAUAGCUUAGCUACUGGUGAACGAAAUGAUAGUAAAAAUGUAACACCAACAGCAUUGUAUAAGUUAAUAGCACCUUUAUUAAGAUGUGAAGUAGCAGAUGUAAGAGAUGCAGCUGUUUAUGCUCUGGGAACUAUUAACCCUGAAGCAUUAAAAGAUUUAAUGGAAGAACUAGUCGUUUUCAUAAAAGAGGCAGUAGAUAGAAAACAAGAAAAUAUGAGAAGACGUAGAAGAAGAGAUGCAUUACGUUUACAAUUAGUCAGAGUAUUUGAAUUAAUUGCAGGAUAUGGAACCCUUGGGUGCAGCACAUUUGUAUUAGAAAGAGAUUCUUGUUCUUUACAUCCAACAUUUGAAGAAUAUAUAGAUGGAGCUAGAAUUUGCUUGGAACUGGAAACUGAUAAAGACAGUUUGCGUGAAAUUAAGUUAUAUUUUUGUAAGUUUGUCCAGAAGAUGAUAAAAAGUUUUGAAAUUGGAACAUAUCGCACUUUGUUAAAACGAGAAUUGAGGCAAAAUCUAUUUAACCUAUUUUGUAAUUGGGCUGAGCAUAGUACUUCAAUUGGGAUGUCAUCUAAACUAGUUACCAUAGAUUUAAUUAAGGAUGACUUGCAAAUGGCAUCUUUACAAGCAGCAUGUGCUGUACUUGCAUGCGGUCCAUGUUUCAAUCAUAAUUUAGCAGAACCAGAUGGGCCCUUAUAUCUUUGGAUUGACCCUUUAUUGGCGCACUUUGAUAAACGGAUUCAUCAAUUAGCACUGGAAACAUUAGUGUUGUUGUUGGAUUGCAACCCUGAUCAAGGAUCACUUCUUGACUGGGUAGUAGAUCGUUGCUAUACUGCUGUACCUUUAGUUGCUGAUGCAUGUUUCCAAGCUUUAGGAAUAAUUUUUAGUACUAGAGAGUAUCCUUGUGACCAUUAUACAGCAAUUAUCAACGUUACUCUGAUGAAUACUGGUUGUCCACGUUCUUUUGUUCGAGAUACAGCUUUACAAUUACUACAAGUGUUGGACAAAAGGUUUUUUGGUUCUGGAAACGUCGAACUGUUGCCACCUACUGUACCACCUGAAUCUCCUAUAGCAGUUUCACGAGACGAAAAAGAAGAAAAAAGAACUGUUGAUACACCAUCAUCUGAUACAGAUAAGACAACAGAAAUCGCGGAUGUUCUUUUAUGUUCAACAUUUUGUCAAUCUCAAUUUAAUCUGUCUCAACAGCUUGCCCAAAUUCAUCCGGAACUGACAAUGCCAAUAUUUUCAGAAAUAACCUACAGAUUUCAAACUGCAAGACCAGAAGUACGUCAAUUACUCUUACAUUAUUUAGUACCAUGGCUACAUAAUAUGGAGUUAGUUGACCCCAAUGUUCCUCCUCCAAAUCCCCUAUCAUACUUUCAAUAUUAUCCUGCUGAAGAAGGUCAAGCAAGUUCUUGUCAUCGCGAAGGUUGGGGAUCCGUCGAAGCUACUGAAAUGGUGUUGAAUAAUUUAUUCUACAUAACAGCUAAGUUUUCUGACGAACAUCCCAAGGGUAUCGAAGAUGUCUGGGCCACAUUAUGUUUAUGCUGGCCAAACAAUCUAAAAGUAAUAAUUCGUUAUUUGGUCAUAAUAAGUGGAAUGGCUCCUAAUGAGCUCUUGCCUUAUGCAAAACGCGUUACACUUUAUUUAGCCAGAUCAAGACCUGAUAGAUUGCUCGACGAAAUGAUGACUGAGCUGCAGACGGUGGAAACAUUAAAUUGUCUAAUUGAAAGAACUGAAACGCCGCCAUUCUACAGAUUAACCAGCAUGAGGAAAACUUCUGGUAUGGGUGUUGGGCCAUCUUGCACGAACAAUCCUAUAACGAGUGGCAAUGAAGUAUGCUCUACGGAUACGUCUUCCACUACUAUUGUAAAUGAAAAUGAAACUGAGCACUCAACAGCACAUGCAUCUGCUGGAAUGAUACAUACCAAACGACACAGUGGAGACGAUCCAUCAAAAAAUGUUGGAUCGUGCAAAACAGAUUCGACAACGAACAAAUCUACAAGCAGAUAUCCACCGAACCGUAAUAACUUACAAUGGCAGCAUCUUCCCUUAGGAGACAUCUCACAAACAAAUAUUCAAAAUGAGGAACAAGAUACUGUCGAAAAUAAUGAGAUGAAUUAUGAUCGUCUUUCGCCAACAGAUGGAGAUUUCCCUCAACCACACCCCUUACCAAUGCCAGAAUAUGGUGGUUAUUUUGCCCCGCUUAAGGAAUAUUUACCCACAAACAUACCGUCAAGCAGUGGCUUUCACAGGUGCAACAUAGCCGUAAUGCUUCUAAAAGACUUGCCAUCUGAUUCACUUGAUAUGGACUGGUCAAUUCACAUUCCACUCAUGUUGCACAUUGCGCUCUUAGGGAUGGAUCAUAGUCGUCUUCUAGUUUACCAACACUGUAAGCAAUUACUAUUGAAUCUAACACUCGUAUUGGCCAAUAAUUCAGAUCAACUUGCGAUUGCCCAAUUACUUUUAAACCACAAUACAACACGACUAGGAUUGGGCCUACCCACACCAUCCGUACAAGUGUCUAAACAUAAUUUUACCGAAGCCAAUGAAACUUUUGACAGCUAUUUACAAGGACCUUUAGGAACAAGCUGUUCACAAUCUACUAGUCUCGUUGUUCUACCUUCUCCUUGUGAGGACGACGCUUCCACCGUAGUAUUAGGUAUGGAUCACUUAUCUUCACCGACACCUAAUUUAACUAUCAAGGAAAUUGUUAAGUCUUUCUUAGAUUUUAUCGUGUCAAGGGGUGAUCAACCAUUGUGGCAUUAUGAAGAUAUAACUGCCAAAGUUUGGUCUAUUCGUAGUGGCGAACAACUUGAUGUGUUCCUUCAACACAUUCUGAGAAUCUUUCAUGAGUUUUUACCACACGCCUUGGUAAGCGAUCGAUGGGCCCAAACGGCAAUUCAAUUAGGUUUAUCUUGCUCUUCAAGACAUUACGCCGGCCGGUCCUUACAAAUUUUUAGAGCCCUUCGAGUUCCUAUUACUUCUAGGAUAUUGUCAGAAAUUCUUUCCAGAUUAAUUGAGACUGUUGCUGAACAAGGAGAAGAUAUGCAAGGUUAUGUGACUGAACUAUUGUUAACAUUGGAAGCGGCUGUCGAUUCUUUGGAAACCGAUUUUAGACCUUUGGACUUAACCAGAGAUAUAUUCAAAUCAACGCCUAAUCUAAACAACAAAGAUAUAAUUCCAAUCGUCGAAGGUAAGCGAUCUGUGGCACAAAGAGCGCCAAUUAAUCGCCGGGUGCCGCCAUCGUGUUUUAACCAGGCGUCGCAUUUCCGAAGUACCAGUUACUCGGUGUCACAUUAUUCUCGCAAAGCAGCUCCGUUUUCACAGAUGCCGUUAGAUACUAAAGAUGACGGACGCAAAAUAAAUUGCAGCGCCACUCAACAUAACCUUAAGCUGCUUGGCGACUCCGCCACUCAAGACGACAAACUUACCGUUCUCGGACAGUUGUUCUGGCUAGCCGUUUCCCUGUUAGAGUCUGAUUACGAGCACGAGUUUCUACUGGCUUGUCGACUUCUGUCCCGCGUGUUAAGACGUCUUCCACUUGACCGUCCUGACACACGAGAUAAAGUUGACAAAUUAGCCAUUCAACUGCGGACACCUACGUUUCCCGGUGUCCACGCCUUGUUACUAAAAGGCUGCACAAACCCUGUGACAUACGAACAUGUGGUUCCUCUUCUGUCGCAGCUUACUCCUCUUCUCGACUUGCUAGUUGUCGAUCCGUCCGAAAGUCUGGCAUUCCCCAUGAACGUCGUCGCCUUGUUACCUUACAUGUUACUGCACUACGAAGACGCCAAUGAAUUAUGUAUAAUGAGUGCAGAAAACAUAGCCCAGCUGUGCACCAACAAAAGUAUGAAAUUGGAAAAUUUAGCGACCGUCAUGACUUUAUACAGCAGGCGCACAUUUAGCAAAGAAAGCUUUCAAUGGACUAAAUGUGUUGUCAAAUAUUUGUACGACGCUUAUUCUCAUUUAAGUCACAACAUGCUUGCUUUUUUGGUCGAAGUUCUAGAACGAGGACCUUAUAUUAUUCAGUUACCGGUGUUGAGCAUCAUCCAUUGUAUGCUUCACUAUGUUGACUUGUCAUCAACUUCUUCGCAGCCUUUUAACGCCGACCUUUUAAGAGUAAUUGCUAAAUACAUUGAGGGAGUCAAUUACAAAGAAGCUUUAAAAAUAUUAAAAUUAGUAGUGACCCGAUCUUCAUCUUUGGUCGCACCACCGACGUCUACUCAUUACAUAUACUGGGAUUCUCGUGCCACAGCUUCUCAUUAUUCAUUUGCCGAUAUUGAUGUAUUUAUGAAGAAGGAAUUGCCAGGAAGAACUAUGGAUUUCACAUUUGACAUGUCUCAAACGCCACUGAUCGGUCGUAAAGUACAAAAUGGUUCCACAGACUCGGAAUCAAUUAACACUAAUCUUGUACAAAGACGUUCUACAUCUCUAUCGCCAUCUGAUUCUACAGUCACUGGUUGGAAGAGACCUUGGUUAUGUCAGAGUCGAGUUCGAGAACUUUUAGUCAGUCUGUUGAUGACAUGCGGUCAGCGAGUAGGACUACCUAAAAGCCCAUCGGAAGAUUUAAACACACUGAAUAAGGUAAUAUUCAGUCAAAGCUCUGAAUUAUUAGAGAGGCAUUCAAGCAUGGCGAGUAGUACUGAAGAAGUUUCAGCUCCUGAUAUAUCUAUACCCAGUGAUUCUAGAAAAGAACGUGAAGAUAACGCUGAUCAUUUCGGUACUGUAUUCAAAGAUUUUGAUUUCCUGGAAUAUGAAAGUGAAAGUGUUGAAGGUGAAAGUACAGAUAAUUUUAACUGGGGUGUUCGAAGAUUACCAUUAGGAGGUAAUGAUCCUGUUGGUCAAAGUGCUUUGAAUACAGUAGGUACCACAUUAGUUGAAGAAAGUGUAAGCGAAAGAACACCCAUACAGAAAAUUAAAAAAACCACCGAUGAGUCUUCAGAUGAUGAGUUAGGUUCAGUAUCCCCACUUGAUGAAAUAGCUGCUUGUAAUGUACAACUUUUACCUAAUACUAGUGGACAUCGUGAUCGUUCAAAUUCUAUCACACGUUCAGAUACAUCAGGAUCAAGUAUUGAUUUGGGUGAUUUAACACCUUGUAAUGCAUCACCAAACCUUAAUGCUUUGAUAUCCUUCCAAAGAGAUGACACUGAAGAAUGUUGGAGAACCACUGUGCGUUCUUUACUUGAACAAACCCCUACAAACACCCUUCACAUAUUUCAUAUUUUACAUAGAGUAGUAAAAGAUAUUACAAAAAAAUGUGUGUUGCUCACACAAGAAGCUUGUACAACCCUAAGUGAAUAUGUAGAAGAAGAUCCUGCAACUACUGGAUGUUGUACCCAAAGUCAUACCAAUUGUAGACAAUUAUUAACUCAUUUAAAUUCAGCAAUUAUUGUGUUGACUACUCAUGCAGAUCCACCCCUUGUAUGGUUUACUCCUAUCUCAUUGAAAACAUCAGGGAACCUACAUUUCUCAAUGUUACAAAUCCGUGAACAUAUUGACACAUUACUUGAUCGUAAAGAUCAAACAUCUGAGUGUUUAUUUUCAGUACGCACCACUAUGAAAGUUUUUAAACUUGGUGAACACAUACUUGAAAGAUCUAGUUCAAGUAGUAAUGGAGGAAGUUAUUUAAAUGAAGAAUUAAUUUUAGAUUUGGGUAGGGCAUUAUACAAACUACACCUGCAACUUUUACUUUUACUAGAAUCUGCAGCCAAAAUGUACUCUACUUUAUCAAAUUUAGCCACUGAAAGCAAACUUCAAGAUUUAUCUGCUGAAGUUAGUACAGUUAGACGAGCACUUUUACGAGCUAAAGAAGAAAGUGGUACCCAUCCUUUAGCACCAACUCCUGAGGAAAGUCUUGCUCAAAUAUUGCAAGAUUCAGAUUGGCCCAAUUCAGUGUCUUACACUAAGCAAGACAAAAAUCAUUGGCCUAGUGAACUAAUAUCAACUGGUACAAAAGAUGAUAACAAUGAUAUUACAAACAUUUUGAGUGUUUAUUGUCAUCUAUUAAUUGAAAAACAUACGGAUGGAUUCAUAAUGACUGAAGAAGAUCUGAUGAGUGUCACUAAUGGACUUAUGGCUGAAAUUUAUCCAAUGUUAGAAGCUCUAAAUAGUAUUGAUAUCCGAAUGAAAAGUUUAAAAACAAACUAUCCUCAACUAUAAAUUGUAUCUCAUUUUCAUUUUUAGAAUACAAUUAUUUUUGUUAGUGAAUUAUUUAUUUUGAAAAAUAUCAACAAUUUUUUUAUCUAGUCCUUAGGACAUUUAUAGUUUUUUUUUAUUUAUUAAUUAUUAUAAUAAUCAUCAUUAUGUAUAAAAAAUAUAUAUAACAUUUAUCAA